UUAAACCCCGAGUUUCUUUUUGCCGUUUGAGCAAUCCCCCUCCCCUUCCCCUAACCUGUCGCUUUCGGCCCUAUUUUCCUUUUCUUGUGUUAUGAUUUCCCGGAUUUUGAUAGUUCACGAUAAACAAGAUUCACCGUCAUGUAUCCCCUCCCCCCACUUUCUAUAUCUCCCUCGCAAUGUCCAUUCCGUAGCAUCCCAUACACAGGCGUAACUGUUUGUUCAUUCGGUUUUUCUUCUUUUUCCUUAAUCUUCUUUCACCUUUUGUUUACCUUUGAUUACCCAAUCAGACUAUUUCCUUUGGACGUGUCUCUUCUAACCCCCGGGCCCAUGUGGACAGAAAUCAAGUUUCUCCACCAGACCCUUGGGCCAGAUUUAGUGGACGUUAGGAGAGACAGGUUGUCUUUGUUCCACGAUGGAUAGUUCUGAUAGCCAGAAAAUGCCAACCCCCUGUUUCUCUGAUUCUCUGUUUCUACAACCCCGUAAACCUUAGACUUGCCGUCGUACCCGAACUUGGAUACGUUACAUCAAUCAAUCCUAC
Molecule: messenger RNA, 538 nt
Organism: Aspergillus steynii IBT 23096
Lineage: Eukaryota; Fungi; Ascomycota; Eurotiomycetes; Eurotiales; Aspergillaceae
Exons: 1
Coding region: 139-420 (93 amino acids)
Source: RefSeq, a predicted model, not a curated record